Racocetra persica is the source of this 1223-nucleotide messenger RNA. Lineage: Eukaryota; Fungi; Glomeromycota; Glomeromycetes; Diversisporales; Gigasporaceae. The record is from the annotation of a GenBank genome assembly.
GAAGAUUAACUUCCGAAUAUUUAGUAGAUAUGUAUUCGCGUGUUGAAGAAGAAUGCCUAAAUUAUAUUUUAAACGAAAAAAAGCGUCUUAAUAAAGAAAGAAACCAACAAAGACAACCUAAUGUCAAAAAAGACUUCGAAAAUAAAGAUAACCAAGAUGAAAGUGAUCUGCGGCUUUCUGCUUCAUUUUUAGGCUCAAAAAAAUGGUAUUCUGUUUAUGUUGCAAAUGCACUUGCUCUAGCGCGCUGCAGAGAAAAACCGAGCUUCUUUAUAACUAUAACUACUAAUCUGAAUUGGGAAGAAAUAAAAUUACAACUCCGGACUCCCUAUGCUCAUAUUGUUAUGAGUGUUAACCCUAAACUUCCGGUUGACCAAAUUGACAAGAUAAUAUUUGCAGAAUUAUCUCGUGAAAACAUACAACUGAGAGAGUUAAUCAAAAAAUUUAUGCUUCAUAAACAAAAUCAUUCAUCAAGAUGCCUUCGCAAUAGAGCCUCAAAUAUUUCACAAUAUUCAUGCUUACAAAAUAUAUCAUCCACCACAUCACUUCUGACCCAUUAUCUUCUUCGCCCACUUGAUUCACUUUUCAAUAACCUUAAAUAUACAGAAUAUUAUGAACAAUUUAUAUUGUACCCCUUUAAACAAGAAGAAUUCAAGGACAGAGAUUUUCUGAAACAAGAACAACCUCAAAUACCAAGAAAAAUUGUAAGAAAGCGCACCACAGACAAAAUUACCCGAAUAGUGUUGAUAUCAUCUGAAGCUAGCCUUAGAACCAUCAAUGGAAUUACAUAUCGUACAUAUCAAGAAACUGCCUGUGAAAUGGGCUUAUUUACUGUAGAUAAUGAAGGUAUAUUUGCUAUGAAAGAAGCAAUAGAAAACUUCUAUACUCCAGCAAAACUGUACAUACAAGAACAAUUUCCCCAUAAUAAUUGCCUAACUAACAAUAUCACACUACAAAAAAUUGCUUAUAUGAUUACGGAAUACAGACGACAUAUACGAGAUUUCAGACUACCAGAACCACAAAUACUAACACAAGAAAUAGCAUUAGAACUUCAACAUAGAAAAGCAAAGCAAGAUAAAACAUUUUUAAUUAAUGCUAUCUGCCAUGCUAUUAGAGCUGAAAGUAAGAUUGUUUUGCCCUGUGGAACCACUGCUCUAGCAGCUCAGUUAUAUGAAGGAGAACGUACAGCAUACUCAUUAUUUCAUAUACCUGUAGAAGAAUAUAAU